AUGCCCGUAAUUCCAGUUGGCUGGAACACCAUCACAAAGGAAGGGCACAACAUGCCAGGAAUCUGGAUAUUUCUGAUACUGAAACAGGCAGAAGGAAAAGUCAAAGUAAAUGAAAAGGGUAAAGGCAAAAAGAGAAGUCCUCUUCAUGACUUCAAAAAAACAGGAGAGUUGAUGCUCAUUAAAGUAAACAAAACACUGGAAAUAAAAACGAAGCUGUUAAAUACCACAGAGCAAUGUGCAAAGAGAUGCAGCAGGAACAAGGGCCUUUCCUUCACUUGCAAGGCCUUUGCUUAUGACAGAGUUACAAAACGGUGCCAUUGGUUAUCCUUCAACAGCUUGACAAAUGGUGUGAGAAAGAAGCAAGACCAUGCGUUUGAUCUGUAUGAAAAGAAGGAUUAUGUCAGAAAUUGUAUCAUUGGAAAAGGAGCAGACUAUAAAGGAACAAUAUCUGUUACAAAAAGUGGUAUCCAGUGUCAGGCCUGGAAUUCAAUGAUCCCCCAUGAGCACAGCUUUUUGCCUUCGAGCUAUCGGGGAAAAGACCUGAGGGAAAACUAUUGCCGAAACCCCCGAGGGGAAGAGGGAGGCCCGUGGUGUUUCACCACCAGUCCAGAGACGCGCCACGAAGUCUGUGACAUCCCCCUCUGCUCAGAAGUUGAAUGCAUGACCUGCAAUGGAGAGAGUUAUAGAGGGCCAAUGGAUCAUACCGAGACAGGCAAGGAGUGUCAGCGCUGGGAUCUUCAGAGACCACACAAGCACAAAUUUCGUCCAGAGAGAUAUCCUGACAAGGGCUUUGAUGAUAAUUACUGCCGAAAUCCUGAUGGCAAGCUGAGACCAUGGUGCUACACUCUUGACCCUAACACCCCCUGGGAGUUCUGUGCAAUUAAAACGUGUGAGAAAACCGUCGUGAACAGCACAGAGGCGACAGCCGAGACCACAACGUGCGUUCGGGGACAGGGUGAGGGUUACCGUGGCACCGUCAGCACCAUAUGGAGUGGAAUCCAGUGCCAGAGGUGGGACUCCCAGUUCCCUCACCAGCACAACAUCACUCCUGAGAACUUCAAAUGCAAGGAUUUGAGGGAGAACUACUGCCGAAAUCCAGAUGGAUCUGAAUCACCCUGGUGCUUUACCACUGACCCAAACAUCCGUAUUGGUUAUUGCUCCCAGAUUCCUAAGUGUGAUGUAUCAAAUGAACAAGAUUGUUAUCGAGGCAAUGGCAAGAGUUACAUGGGGAAUCUAUCCAAGACAAGAUUUGGGCUAACUUGCUCCACAUGGGACAAAAAUAUUGAAGACUUACGUAGGCAUAUACAAAUAUUCAGAGAACCAGAUGUUAGUAAACUGAAGAAAAACUAUUGCCGCAAUCCAGAUGAUGAUUUUCAUGGUCCCUGGUGUUACACAGAUGAUCCUCUUGUGCCCUGGGAUUACUGCCCUAUUUCUCGAUGUGAAGGUGAUACAACUCCUAUUACAACCAGCUUGGAUGAUACUGCCAUUCCUUGUGCCUCAACAAAACAUUUGAGAGUUGUAAAUGGAAUCCCAACACAAACUAACGAAGGAUGGGUGGUUAGUUUGACGUACAGGAAUAAGCAUAUCUGUGGUGGUACUUUGAUAAAAGAAGAGUGGGUUCUUACAGCAAGGCAGUGUUUCCCUUCUCGGUACAAAGAUUUGAAAGACUACAAAGCCUGGCUUGGAGUCCAUAAUAUCAAAGGAAAGGGAGAGGAGAAGCGCAAACAAGUCCGGAACAUCUCCCAGUUGGUAUAUGGCCCCACAGGGUCAGAUUUGGUCUUACUGAAACUUAGCAGACCUGCUAUAUUGACAAAUUUUGUAGAAAUAAUCCGAUUGCCCAUUUCUGGAUGUACCAUUCCAGAGAAGACCAGCUGCAGUGUUUAUGGAUGGGGAUACACUGGAUUAGUCAACUAUGAUGGCCUUCUCCAAGUAGCAAACCUGUUUAUUUUGGGAAAUGAGAAAUGCAACCAAUAUCUCAAAGGGAAGAUUACUGUGAAUGAGUCUGAAAUCUGUGCUGUGGCUGAAACCAUAGGUGCUGGGCCUUGUGAGCGAGAUUAUGGCGGUCCUUUGGUUUGUGAACAAAACAGGCUGAAGAUAGUAACUGGUGUCAUUGUUCCUGGCCGUGGAUGUGCAGUUCGAAAUCGUCCUGGGAUUUUUGUUCGGGUCUCAUAUUAUUCCCGGUGGAUUCACAAGAUUAUGAUGACCUACAGAAAACCCUGA
This is a messenger RNA of Vidua macroura (Pin-tailed whydah), 2220 nucleotides long. RefSeq names its product hepatocyte growth factor (gene HGF). Gene Ontology annotation, molecular function: signaling receptor binding; serine-type endopeptidase activity. Gene Ontology annotation, biological process: hepatocyte growth factor receptor signaling pathway; positive regulation of protein phosphorylation; negative regulation of apoptotic process. NCBI's taxonomy places the organism in Eukaryota, Metazoa, Chordata, Aves, Passeriformes, Viduidae. Bases 1 to 2220 code for a protein of 739 amino acids. The record is from RefSeq and is a predicted model, not a curated record. The transcript is spliced from 19 exons.